AUGAAAGAAUUGAGGCCCAAAAAGGCGCGGGAGAAUGAAAAAUUAGAAGGCACUCGAAGCCCAUCACGUCCACUCGGCCUUAUCCACACUGCAUCUGGCUGCCAUCGUUCUCCCGCAUCAGCUGCCGCACUGCAUCUCGCCGUCGACUCCGCCAACCCUAGCGCAGUCGCCGACUCACCCCCUCCUUGCCGCCCCGCCCCGCCCGGCGCCAUCCCCUCCAUCACGCAGCCAGCCUCCUGCAACCCCCGCCUCGACCCAGCACCGCCGCCUCUGAAUCCCAUACUCACGCUGCCACCAAAUCCCCAUCGACAACUCCCCACACCCACACCUCCGACGCACGCCGCCGUCCAUUCGCAUCCACGUCGCACCCGCAUCCCCGCCCAGAGCCACCGCCGCAUUCGGUCAAAAUCGGGCAGCACGGCAGCCGGCAGCCAGAUCCACCAUGAUGCAUCCAGAUCCACCGUGCCCAAGUCAUGGAGCUUGUCCACAAGGUUCGACCAGAUCCACGUUGCCCAGGGGGACCUGACGGAGAAGGGGGAGAAGGACCAUCGGGAGGUCUUCAUGGCACGUUUCAUGUUUCAGAUCCUUGCCCACAACCGGCGCUGCUCCGACCCUAGUAUAUGGGACAAGGAGGAUCCCUGACCUAUUCAACAAGCUCAAGGAGGAGAAGGAGCCCUGCCUACUUAAUGGCGCGCUUCAUCAAAACCACGACCAAGCCAGCCCUCAAGCAAAGGUACAAUUUCAUACCCACCAAAUCUCAACCUGUACUGUAUUUUUUGUUUCUUCAUCAUCCAGCCGCGGGUCUUGCAAUUGUACUGAUAUAUAUGUGUGGUUAGACUAAAACUGAAGCAUCCUUCCUUUUUGGAUCUUCAAUUCUGCUAUGAAUGAAUAUGCAGCAGCAACCCAUCUAAGAAAAAACGACACAUAUCCAUGCAGAUUACUAGCACCAAGUGGAGUGCACAUUCCAGUAAAAUCUUAUCAGUUAAUGUUCUUGACAAACUUCUAUAGUCCUGAAAACAGUGGAAUACAGUAUUUUGUUGAGAAAAAAGUGCUAUCUUGUUUUUCUGUAGAGGGAUUUCACUCUUUGCUAUGUGACAGAUUGACAGUUGUGCUUGCUAUCUCCAAUGUUGACCUGGAAACUGCAGAAUCAUAUGUGCGCAUUGUGUAAAAAGCUGAGAUUGUGAUUGAUAUGCAGGUUAGAUAAUAAGGUAUAAGACUCUUAUACGCUGAUGUAUAAGGUUGCAAUGAAUGUCCUUUUGGGGUCUUUCAUAGCAGAAAGUUAUAAUUUUCUGAUACAUUGUUAUAUAAGGCUCUAGACACUGCAUAAUCUUUUGAUUUUAGUUUGAAUACCUUGUAAUUUGUUUUUAUCGUUGCAUGUUAUCGUUUGACUCUAUUUCGAACACCUCAAAGAUUGCUUCGGCUAGUACUUAUGAUUUCAAAGCCUUAUUUAGUUUUAUAAAAAAUAUUGAUUUGUGUUGGCUUGUGAUAUUUAGGCAAGGAUUGAAACUUAGUAGUACAAACAAACGUGAUGCAGUGACACGACAUGAUAGGUAGUUCUAAUACUAUGCAUGCAGAUCGAGGUUGUUCGUAAAGUUAUGCAGAAGCAACCAUGACAGCCGGUAGCAGUCCUCGCAUCUAGAAGGUCACCAAUAUAAUGCCUUUGCAUCCACAAGUUUCUAGAGGUGUGUUUGGUCAGCUAAAAAGGAUCUUCUGCUGGAAUAUGUUUCUACCAAAAACGGAAUCUUAUAUUUUGCACUUUUGUCUUUUAUGUAAUACUUUGACUUAUGAACCUACAAAUUUAUGCAUGUGUACAUGUAGACCUGAUGGAUGUCCUGUUACUGGACUUGUAUGCUUAUGUGUGCACGUAAGCACGCAAGAUGGAUCUUUGUGCUUUUGGCUGUCUUAGACUUGUGUAUACACACACACACACAUUAUCUAUUAAGUGAUGCAAUCUUAAUUACUGGA
Molecule: messenger RNA, 1965 nt
Organism: Aegilops tauschii subsp. strangulata
Lineage: Eukaryota; Viridiplantae; Streptophyta; Magnoliopsida; Poales; Poaceae
Source: RefSeq, a predicted model, not a curated record